Molecule: messenger RNA, 2577 nt
Organism: Poecilia reticulata (guppy)
Lineage: Eukaryota; Metazoa; Chordata; Actinopteri; Cyprinodontiformes; Poeciliidae
Gene: cd99
Product: CD99 molecule
Biological process (GO): homotypic cell-cell adhesion; T cell extravasation; positive regulation of neutrophil extravasation
Cellular component (GO): plasma membrane
Source: RefSeq, a predicted model, not a curated record
CAGCCUGGGUGUUUCCGGACCGGACCGGACCGGACCCGCCCUCUGGCUGACACACCCAGCCUGCGCUGCAGAGGCCGCGGUGACUCACAGUGUAACUCUAUACCCGGUUCGGUUCGGUUCAGCUCAGCGGGGAACAGACUGGUGUUCCCAGCUCUCGAGUACUGGAUCAAAACCAGUAAAAACUUCAGGAGUAUCUCCACCCGGCCUGAGGAUGAAUUUUUGUCUACGGAUAUUUUCCCUCCUUUUGCUCAUCACUGCAACAUUAACGCAGGAUGGAUUUGAUCUCUCAGACGCUCUCGGACCAGACCCAACACCAGAAAAGCCCAAAGAGCAGCCAGGGUCUCCGAAGCAAUCUGGAAGUGAUGGUGGGCUGAGCCUCUCCGAUGCUGUUGGACCAGAUCCAACACCUGCUCCCAAAAAGCCAAGUUCUGGAGAUUCUGGUGGCUUUGGGUUUGACCUGGAGGACGCUCUCAAACCAGGCCCCACCAAGAAACCAAAGAACCCUGGGUACAAUCCAAGCGGUGGAGGAGGAGGAAGUUUUGAUGAUUCUGACCUAAUGGAUGUUAGCAAAGAUGGUUACAAGCCUGAUGAUGGAGGACGCUCUGGAGGCCGUGCAAUGGACUCUGGCUAUGAUGACCAAGGUGGAGCUGGUAACUCUCAAGGAGGUUCUGGACCGCUUGCAGGAAUCAUUAGUGCUGUAGGCGUCGCUCUGGUGGGAGCUGCGUCCAGUUACUUUGCUUAUCAGAAGAAGAAGCUCUGCUUCAAGCUGCAGGGAGGUGCAGAUCCAGAGAAAGGUCAGCGAGGAGGUCAGUCUAACCCAGGAGACAACCAGAUUUUUAGCAACCUGCUCCGGAACAACUAGAUCCUGAACCAGAACUUGAUCCGACUUUUCAGCCAAGAGCCUUAAGACGUCUUUGGUACAGAAAAGAGCCACAAGUUCCACCAACACAUGCAGAAGAAAAUGACAACCAGCUUAUCUUACUCUGAGCUUCAGCAACAGCCACAAUGUCAUUUUUGUAAUGAUUUCAGGGUUUUAUGAUGAUGUGUUUUAACUUCAUGUAACUCUUGUAAACUUCAUUUUUCUCUUUUUCAUGUUUGCUAAACUGUUGGUUUCAUGUAAUGAGUCACAGCAGGAAAUCUGUUUGCUCCAGUAUCUUCCAUAAAAACCUUGUACCCAUCAGGAAACGAUGCUUGUGGCGUUGGCUUCUGUUUACUGUGGAGAAUCGAAUCUCACCUCCCAAAUAAUCCAGAGAUGAGGAAAACAGAAGUAACCUCAGCCACUGUCCAGGUCAGAAUCUUCUAGUUAGCCACUGAGCUGCUAGAAGAAUUGGUCAUCAUUUGUAAAAAAUAAAAAAAUAAAAUCCUUUUAUAUAGUUCAGAAAUAAGCAACUCAGAACAUUUAUUAUAAUGGGAGUUCUGGGACAAACAUGAUGUGUGACUCGUUGAGAUGUUUUUAGUUUUAUAAGACACGGGUCAUAAAUGUUUGAUGUAGCUGGGCGGGAAUCCAGCUGAAGGAGAUUUAAUGUAAACUGAUUGUUGUGCAACCAAGGGCUGAAAAUAUGUGUGAGACCUUUAGAAAAACAUGGAGACCUGCAACAGAGCUUUGUGCUGUUUUACGGAAGCAUUUAGCUGCUAAAGCUGGAAUAUAAAUAAAGCUGCAGUAUCUCCUUAAAACAAGAAACUUUCUGGUUAUAAUGAGAAAUAAGUCUUAUUCCUCAAAGUGUUGUUUCAUUGUUACAACCUUGUAUCUAAAUGGCAAGAAACUUUCUUAUGACAAAAUGCUACUGCUGUAUUUCCUAGCUGUAGCAGUUAAUUACUUCUGAACUGUUUGAGAUUACUAGCCCUAAUUCUAAUGCUGCACUCUACGUUUAGUUUAGUUUUUCUUUUCUAAACAGUUUCCUGAUGGAUUUUAAACACACCAAGCUCGACACAUAGAGUAGCUGCUUGGUUAAGCUGACUAACUAGCUGCUAACAUGUUGAUAGCCAGACUAACUAGCAGCCAGUUAGCUAGUAACAUCUUAGCUGCAACAAAGAUAUAAUGCUAAAGGCCAAUUUUAGGGGAUUGUUUUGUUUUUUAGUUGAAAAAUUAAGUACUGAUACCUAAAAAAUGAUGUUUUUUAUCUCACAGUUGGAUAUUUGUUUAUUAUGCCUUUGAUAUAAGAUAUAAAUGCUUUAGCUUAGUCCUUUUUGGUUCUGCUGAUUCAUAUAAAACAUCGACGCACGCUGAACGCUUCUUUGUUGAAUCUUAUCACUUCUCUUUCCGUUGAGCCGUUGCUGUUAUCUGUAUUUGGUGCCUUUUGAUUUGAUAGCCCAGGACGUGUUGUUGCAGAACGUCUUCAUUGUGAAAUACAAAAACAAGCUGCAGCUCUAUGUGCUGUAAAUAAUCCACUCCUUUAGAUUUGAGUUCUAUGACUUGUUCUGUCAGAUAUCAGUUUGAAGUGUGUUUUGUUAUUUUAAACUUAUGUCUGUUUUACCUACAUUGACAUUGUGCAGGUCUGUUACUGGAGUACUAAAUGCAUAAUUUGUCAUAUGAUUUCUGGUGUGUACAUGUUUUUAAUAAAGUGUUAUUGUACACUA